AUUGUUGGCAUUUUCCGGUCGCUCGAGCUAACUGUCCGACGAAGGAAGCCGAUUGCCCUUAUGAGGAAUGGGAGUGUUUUGUGAGCAGAGCGGUCUCUGUGAAGGCUGAAGGAUGGUCUGAUGGACCGCCGCUUCUUCCUGACUUUCCUCUCCUGCUCAUUGUUGUGGAUUUUCUUCUGGGAAGUGCACUGGAAGAAAGACAAAGACAGUCAGAUUAAAGAAUGGCUCCGAGGACAUAGCCUUUUCCAGUACAGACACUUAUUUGAAGAUGUGCAGACCUUGGAAGAGCUGAGUCUGAGUGUGUUGAGUCGUCUGGAGGAGGUGGUGAAAGAACAGCAGCGCUGGGGGGAGAUUGCAGAGGCUAACAUCCAGCUGCUCCGAGACUUUGCUUUCCAGGAGUGGCUUUGCUCACAAAACCUGGAACAUUACUACGAUACGCUGAAGACCUUAGGUUGUAUGAACCUAGAUGAUCUCUCUCAGUUUGACAAUACACAGCAGCUUUCUCUAGCUGCUUGGGGUUAUUACUACGAAGAUUACAUCAAGUUGUCCACUGGCAUCAAGAUCCUCCAGAAAUCCCGGGGAAGCCGUGACCAGGACUACGAGAUCCGGCUGGUCCACAGCCUUGCAGAGAGGCGUCUGAAUGAAAAGUGGUCUGUUGCUGGUUCUCUUAUAUUUGGCUGUACUGUGGCACUGUGCUUUUUGAUAAGGGACCUCAUGUUUUACGUUAUUGGUGGAAUAACUGUUUCCAUCAUAGCUUUUGUCUUCACCAUCAAGUUCCUUUGCGAGCUUGCAGCCAGAGUGGUCAGCUUUCUCCAGAAUGAGGAUCCUGGGCGACGCGGUGACCGCAGCAUCUAUGACUAUGUCCGUGGAAACUACCUGGAUCCACGUUCCUGCAAAGUAUCAUGGGACUGGAAGGAACCACAGGAGGUGGGGCAGACGAUGAGCUUCAGGGUGCAGCUCUUCUAUAAAAAUGGACAGCCUUUUCCUGCUCACCGACCAGUUGGACUGAGGGUCAAUAUUACUCACAUUGAACUGGCCCUGGAUAUCCCCGUUACUCAGGAAGUCCUACAAGAGCCGGAGUCCAAUGUUGUUAAAGUUGCCUUCACUGUGCGCAAGGCAGGUCGUUAUGAAGUUGCUGUGAAGUUGGGAGGACUCAAUGUAGCUUACAGUCCCUAUUACAAAAUAUUCCAGCCAGGAACUGUGGUCCCUUCAAAAACAAAAAUAGCCUACCAUUUUUCAACCCUGGUGCUAACAAAUGGCCAGCAACACACUUUGCAGAUUGAACCAAGGGAUGAAUAUGGAAAUCCCACAAGUAACUCUACAAGUCUGACAGAUGAGGCCAACUACAGUGUCCAUGUGCAUUCGCUGGGUACAGUAGAUGAUGAAAACUUGGAAGACUGCUACAGUAAAUCAGUUUCACUCAACAAGCCACAGUGCCAGGUGCUGCUCAGACUAACCCUGAAGAAGACUGGCUGUUUUAGGGCCCGGAUCUCCUACAAAGACCAGCCACUGAGCAAUGGGGAGUUUGACAUUAUUGUUCUCAGUGAGAAUGAGAAAACCUGUGUAGAGAAGAACGUGUCUACACCAGGCAUCAGUAUCUACUUUGAGGCCUACCUGUACAGCAGUGGGAACUACAGCAGCUCCUCGUGGCAGUUACCAGCCUCCUCUUUGCUGGCUCCUCAGAGAAGACCCUCAAUGGGUGACGAAGAGGAUGAGCACGACUCUCCCGUGGAGGGACAACCAGAGAAGGUCAAGAAACCAAAAAAGGUCUACUGUUACAUAUCGCCAAAGCAACUGUCAGUGAAGGAGUUCUACUUAAAGAUUAUUCCAUGGCGCCUUUUUACCUUUCGAGUAUGUCCCGGAACAAAAUUCACCUACCAUGGUCCUGACCCCGUUCACAAGUACUUGACUUUAGUGGUGGAUGAUGGAAUACAGCCUCCAGUUGAACUUAGCUGCAAAGAGAGAAACAUCAUGGCUGCUACUUUCAUUCGUUUCUUGCACAAAAAUAUUGGUGGCUCUGAAACGUUCCAAGACAAAGUGAACUUCUUUCAGCGUGAACUCAGGCACAUCCACUCCAAGAAACCUCGUACCAAGACCUGCCUAAAAAUUGCCAGACAUACAAUUCUUGAUUCUUCUCUAAAGGCCACAAGAAACUUCUCUGUGUCAGACUGGAGCAAGAACUUUGAAGUUGUGUUCCAAGAUGAAGAAGCUUUGGACUGGGGAGGACCGAGAAGGGAGUGGUUUGAGCUAAUUUGUAAGACCCUUUUUGACACAUCCAACCAGCUCUUCACACGCUUCAGUGACAACAACCAGGGCCUAGUCCACCCAAAUCCUGAUAGGCCUCCCCACCUGCGUCUUAAGAUGUAUGAGUUUGCAGGCCGUGUUGUGGGCAAGUGCCUCUAUGAGUCUGCUUUGGGUGGAGCCUACAAGCAACUAGUCCGAGCCCGCUUUACACGGUCCUUCUUGGCCCAGAUUAUUGGUCUAAGGAUGAACUACAAGUACUUUGAGACCGAUGAUCAGGAAUUCUACAAAACAAAAGUGUGCUUUAUUCUAAACAAUGAUGUGAGUGAAAUGGACUUGGUGUUUGCUGAGGAGAAGUACAGCAAAUCGGGACAGCUGGAGAAGGUGGUGGAGUUAAUAUCAGGAGGGGCUCACAUUACUGUUACCAAUGAAAACAAGAUGCAUUAUCUGAACCUGCUGGCUCAGUACAGACUGGCUAGCCAGGUGAGAGAUGAGGUGGAACACUUCCUGAAAGGUCUGAAUGAGCUGGUGCCAGAAAAUCUGCUGGCCAUAUUUGAUGAGAAUGAGUUAGAGCUAUUGAUGUGUGGAACGGGAGACAUAAAUGUACAGGACUUUAAAGCCCAUGCUGUAAUUGUUGGAGGAUCAUGGCAUUUCAGAGAAAAAGUGAUGAAGUGGUUCUGGGCAGUGGUGUCGAGCUUCACUCAAGAGGAGUUGGCCCGACUACUGCAGUUCACCACUGGCUCCUCUCAGCUCCCUCCUGGAGGGUUCAACACCCUGUGCCCCUCCUUCCAGAUCAUUGCUGCCCCCACACACAGCACUUUGCCCACUGCACACACCUGUUUUAACCAGCUGUGCCUCCCGACCUAUGACUCCUAUGAGGAGCUGCACAAGAUGCUGAAGCUGGCCAUCAGUGAAGGCAGCGAAGGCUUUGGGAUGCUCUGACUCCUCCUUCCCCUGGUACUGUGGUUCCAGCACUGCCCACAGGUUUUAACUCAAUCUCUGUUUAACAGUGGACAUCUCAGCAGAGCUUCAACUUUAUCUCUGCCUGCUAUCUACUGUACUCUCCGAAUGAGAGGACAUCCCCAAAGGCUGCACCUCUAGUGCUACUGGAUGUAUAUAAAUAAUAUACUUUAGGGAAAAAGAAGUGAUAUUGAAACAAUUUAAAGGGGUACUUUUAUUUUGGGUUGUAUGAGCUUUCCUUGGUUUUAUGCAUUUGAUUGAUUUAAGUUUGUGAGUAAAGGCCUUGAGUAUUGCUACUGUAACUACUUUUUUUUUUUUUUUUUUGCAAAUGUAAGUGCAACAGCUGCUUUCAGCGACAUGGGUGACAUGUGCACCUGCAGCACUUUGGCCUUAACUGAUCAGGGACUGAUAUGUGUGUAAAUAUAAGACAUCACUCUUUAUUUCACCACCUGUACAUACUAGUGACUGUAAAUAUGUUCUUGUGUUUGGACUUUUAAAGAGAAGGGACUUCUUCACUGCUGCACGUUGGGGUUGACUCCAUAUAUAUAUAAUUUAUAUUUGUGGUUAUGAUGAAGUUUUUUUUUUUUUUUAAAUAAGCCAAGCUAUUUGUCAUUGAAAUAUUGUUAUUAUUUGUAUGUUAAUGUAAUUUAUUGCAGUUUAUGUUUUUUUCUGGUGUAUGUCUGAACAGUAUGUUUUUGUUAUCUUUUAUAACCUGCCUUAUUCAUGACCUCUGCCUCUGAUUGUAUAUCCAGGAAGGUACAGAUGGUGGAAAUGGUAGAAAUGAACAGCUAAUAUACUGGCAUUUUGCAAACGUACACAUCCAAACAUGUGGAACAAUUGGCUGGAUAGAAAGAAACACUAGUGUUAUACAUGCUAUGGUAUUAAUGAUUUGGACUUUGCUUGUUGUUCGUUUACCUCAGAUUCUUCAAAGCCUAUGCAUUCACUUGUACAUGUACAGUGUAUGUUUAUAAAAAAACACCCAAUUGUUCCAUAAUGUAAGUACACUGAAGCAUGAUGGGGACUGAAAAGACAUUUAUUUAUUUUAUUUUUUUUAGCCAACAAAGAAUUUUAGCAAAGGGCCAGUCUUACUGUCAUCAGUUUCUUUUGUUAUAAUUAUAAACGUCACCACAUUUUCAAAAUAGUGAAAGAAAAAAAAAGUGUCUUGUUUGUAGUUUGGCCGGCCUUUCCAGUGUUAAGUCCAUAUGGCUGUGUGGGUGGUGCAAUGCUGACAUGGUGUCCUUAGAAAAGAUGAGAAAGCUCAAUCUCACAGAGAGUACUAUAGGUGCAUGUGCCUCAUAGAGACGAGGGAAGGUCUUCAGUUUUGCUUAGCUUUCAUCUGGCAUUUACUCCUGAUCCAUGUGUUAUGUUUGGGCGUUUCUGGAUUAGUCUGCCCUUUUAGCAGUGUAGAUAUUGUGAAAUAAUGACCCAUGCUUUUGAAAGCUGGGUUUACUUUUCUUUUUUAAUGGCAAUUCUCUGCUGAUGAAUGUUUUAGAUUCUGCACUGCAGGUUCUUUAAUAUGGGAAUAAAACAAUGGACUGAACUUUAA
This is a messenger RNA of Boleophthalmus pectinirostris (great blue-spotted mudskipper), 4747 nucleotides long. RefSeq names its product apoptosis resistant E3 ubiquitin protein ligase 1 (gene arel1). Lineage: Eukaryota; Metazoa; Chordata; Actinopteri; Gobiiformes; Gobiidae. The transcript has 22 exons. The record is from RefSeq and is a predicted model, not a curated record. Gene Ontology annotation, molecular function: ubiquitin-protein transferase activity. Gene Ontology annotation, biological process: negative regulation of apoptotic process; proteasome-mediated ubiquitin-dependent protein catabolic process; positive regulation of protein catabolic process. The coding region runs from base 121 to 3183 and encodes 1020 amino acids.